Messenger RNA from Chara braunii, 1314 nucleotides. NCBI's taxonomy places the organism in Eukaryota, Viridiplantae, Streptophyta, Charophyceae, Charales, Characeae. The record is from the annotation of a GenBank genome assembly.
GCGAACCUCCGAUCUUUCACAUCUGAAGGAUUUCCAUCCGUCCAUCGUUCUUUUGUCAACCUCUGAUACGCACUGGACGGUGAUGACCGCCGACGAGGCGGGAAGAUUUGAGGAGGCGCUUGAAGGGGAAGAAGAAGCCACCGAAGAAGAGGGCGACGCCGACGAAGAAACGUCGAAGGAAGGAUGUUAUAGUGAGUACCACAAAGGGGAGCAGAGUGAAGAAGAAGAGGAGGAAGCCGGAUCGGAUUGGGAGGCUUUGUCGGAAGAAGUAGCGCGCACAGGCACGGAGGCGGAAGAUCCAGAGGCAGCACGUAGAAGGGAAGAGAUCGCCGCCGGAAAAAGCCAGCUGGAGUUCGCCAGUGAGGCGAACCUGCGCAUCGACGACGACCCGACCAGGGAUCCAGAGCCUCCCAAGCCCAAAGAUGGCGGCCCAGCAACCACGGCUCUGAACGCAUCGCGACGGAGACGGAGCCGAUCCCCCUCCCCAUCCUCCGCACCAGCCCGUCCCCCAGUUCGUCUACGUACUGAUGCGGGGGAUCGACCUUCGUCCCCGGUCAUUAUCCCGCCAGCACACGGAGAUCUGAUGAACCAUGAUGGUGCCACCUGGACGAUCUCCGAAGUUCGAAGGACAGGGGGUUGCAUAUUACAGGACUAUAGGAAACGGGAUCCGAAACAGCACGAGCCGACAUGCUUCACAAGGAUCUUGCCACGGAUGUUGUCCCUGGUUCCAGUGCCGCCGCAAGCGAACAGGUCUGAUGCAAAACGUCGGGACCUGCAAGAGUCGGCCCCCCCCUCUCCCGCAUUCACGAAGGAUCGCAUGCGACAGGAGCAUUCUCCGCCACAUGCGCCAAAUAAAAAGUCAUGCGAACAAGGGAGCGAAGGACAACCUCAGAAGAACACCGGACAUGUGAAGAGGAGGAGAACCAUUGAGAAAGAAUGGGAAGAGAAGGUGACAAUCGAUCUGAGGGGAUCCGAAGGUGUCGAGGGUGCUAAGGGCGAAAAACGAGAUGUGUCACGGAACGCAGCAGUUAAGGACCACAAGACCGACAGUGAAGAAUAUGAUGAGACAGAGGACGGUGAAGGAGGUAACACGGACACAUUGAACGAAGAACAAGCGUAUGGAGAAGAUGAGAGCAACGAAGAGGAGGACAGUCACAAUGGGUAUAACAACACAGAGGAUGAUGAUGACGAGGAUGAUGAUGACGAAGAACCAUCCCAAAGCAGUAGGAGGGAAUAAAGGCGUAGCGAGGACAAUAGAAAAAAGACGUAUCGAAAAACGCAAGGAGGAACAAGUGAUAAAGGCAGGGAGGAAAG